Messenger RNA from Tachyglossus aculeatus (Australian echidna), 2087 nucleotides. It is a transcript of the gene MAP1LC3B, whose product is annotated as microtubule associated protein 1 light chain 3 beta. Gene Ontology annotation, biological process: autophagosome assembly; autophagy of mitochondrion; cellular response to nitrogen starvation. Lineage: Eukaryota; Metazoa; Chordata; Mammalia; Monotremata; Tachyglossidae. The coding region runs from base 97 to 474 and encodes 125 amino acids. The record is from RefSeq and is a predicted model, not a curated record. Gene Ontology annotation, molecular function: ubiquitin protein ligase binding. The transcript is spliced from 4 exons. Gene Ontology annotation, cellular component: cytosol; autophagosome; autophagosome membrane.
GAGAAGGGAAACGGCCGUCGCAGGAGACGGAGCUCCAGACCAACCGUCGUCGUCGUCGCCGCCGCCCCGGAGUCCCCUCCAAUCGUUCUCCCCGCCAUGCCGUCCGAAAAGUCCUUCAAGCAACGCCGGACGUUUGAACAAAGAGUAGAAGAUGUGCGACUUAUUCGAGAGCAGCACCCAACCAAAAUACCGGUGAUAAUUGAAAGGUACAAGGGUGAAAAGCAGCUUCCUGUGCUGGAUAAAACAAAAUUCCUUGUACCAGAUCACGUCAACAUGAGUGAGCUAAUCAAAAUAAUCAGAAGGCGCCUGCAGCUGAAUGCCAACCAGGCUUUCUUCCUAUUGGUGAAUGGACACAGCAUGGUGAGCGUUUCAACACCAAUUUCUGAGGUGUACGAAAGCGAGAAAGAUGAAGAUGGAUUCCUGUAUAUGGUAUAUGCCUCUCAGGAGACAUUCGGAAUGAAACCUUCUGUUUAAAAACUAGUACAAUGCUUCUGUUCUAGAAUUUUUUUCAAACCCUCCCCCAGGAAAAAGGGAUGUUCAACUGAGGUUGAUCAGUUCAUCUAAUCACAGUUCAUCAAAAUAGUAGUAUUGCCACCUAGAGGUUUUAGAAAUGUCAUUAUACAAGCAGAAUUCGGCUCCACCUGAAAAUAUUUAGCAUUAAAAAACUGCUUCACCUAGGGUAUUUAGUUUUUAAGUUUUAGGGAAACUAGGAAUGGAAACAUCCCUUGCAUUUUAAGUUGCCAAUAAAGUGGUUGUUUGAAUUCUUUAGUGGGUUUUUUUCUUUGAGGGCAAGGGGAUGUUACAAGAACAUGCAAUUCCAUUCAUAAGCUAAAGGCAUUCAGUAUGAUAUGUAAGUCCUCUUCAUGUUCACGAUUUGCUUUCCUGUAGAAAGGUUUCACCUCUAUGGAGCAAAUACCUGGCAAGAGUUUUAAGGUGGUUGGAUGUUACGUCUUAAGUCAUUUGCCUCAGCGGUUGAGUUAAAGCAGGGCAAAUGGGGGUUAAAAAAAAUCUAGCUUACCAUGGUACCUCUACAUAGGUAUCAAAUUCAUAAGUAUGAUACAUACCAAACUACUGUAGUUUUAGGAAGUUAGUAUACGUUAAGAUAUCAUGGUUGACUAGUUAUUCCUAGAGAAACACCUUGAAUUCUUUCUGAUUUCAGUACCUCCAUAUCUGUGGGUUUCAAAAACAAAAAUGCCCCCUCCCCAAAAUGGGCUGUUGUAUCUUACUGUGGGAUUGUUCAGGUUUAGAGACUCUAAACACUGGAAUCCUGGGUACCACAAGCUGUUGCAUUAUUUAGAAUGAUACAAGAGCCGGUGCAACAGUAGGAACUAGUGUCCUAAAACUCUGAAACUCUAAAUUUCAUUUUGCACUCCCUUUGCACCUUUUGGUUUGAUGGUAUUUUCAUCUGUUAAAUGCCAAGUAAACCUUUAACUGCUUCACUUUUAUUAGCUUCCUUCUGUCUGUAAGAAUACUUCAGCUAUCAUUGUUAGCCUUUCUAAACUUACUCAAAAUUUUCAUUCUGUGUGCAUGUCAGUUGUGAGGAAGAUGCUUUUUACAUACAUUUAAACUUGAGUUAAUAUCUUUAACGUGUAGCAAAGAACAAAUGACUUAUUGAUGCUACUUGCAUGGGGGGGUCUUUUACUAUUCAUGGAGUUUUAGAAGAUCACUUUCAUGUUGCUAUAGGCUCAGUUAUAGAAGGUCCAUUAAGAUUUAUCCUUGUAUAUUUAAAUGUGUGUGGAAUACCUACAUCUGUUGGUGGAACAUUACUUAAUGGAGAAAAGCAAUAUUACUGCAUCUUGGCACUAUCAAUCAAUAAAAAGUUUCAACUUGUCUUUGCCUACUUUAACUUUUGCAUUUGCAUGCAUCUUGGCAAUAGUUUCAAUAGUUUCUAACUUUUAAUAAGUGUGUAUUUUUACUGCAUUGUAAAUUCUUAAAUUAUCCUGUUCCAUUUAGGUUGUAUAAGAUACUUUCAUAUUUAUGCAAGACUGACACCAUUCUUGUAAUUACUGUGAUCGUUAAGAUUCCUGUAUAAAUUGUUGCUUUUUUUAAAUUAAUACAGUGCGGAUAGGGAUGGAUUUUUGUCCCAA